Messenger RNA from Alternaria rosae, 750 nucleotides. RefSeq lists its product as uncharacterized. Gene Ontology annotation, molecular function: protein binding. Bases 1 to 750 code for a protein of 249 amino acids. The transcript is spliced from 2 exons. The record is from RefSeq and is a predicted model, not a curated record. NCBI's taxonomy places the organism in Eukaryota, Fungi, Ascomycota, Dothideomycetes, Pleosporales, Pleosporaceae.
AUGUCGUCCACCAACCAACAACAGCCAUCUCAAACGCACCCACGUAUAUCAGCACCCAACACGGCCGUCGCUCAGAUCGUGGUUGGCCCCAAGGCAAAGCGCUUCCAGGUGCCCCUCAAUGCGAUCGUCCACUACUCGCCCUUCUUCCAGGCCGCUUUUACCGGAUCCUUCAAAGAAGCCCAAGAGAAAAUCGUUACGCUCUCCGACACCCAAGUUGGAAUCUUCGAGCUGUUCGUCAACUGGCUGUAUCGUCAACGCUUUCCCACGGAGGCCGACUCCCCGCAGCUACUUGCACUCUACCGUCGCGGCGAAGACUCCUCCUUCCAGUUCGAUAGGCUCGUUAGACUUUAUGUUUUCUCCGAUAAGUACGAUGUACCCAAGUUGAAGCGCCAGUGCCUAGAUGCGCUCUUCGACCACUUCACUGAUGAGGACGCACUACCAGACGUCAACGACGCUGUCUACGCGGUCAAGAACUUGAAUGACCAGGACCCUCUUCUUCUGAUGAUCAUCGAUAAUUUUUGCUACUGGGGCGAGAGUGCUUUAUGGAACGUCUACAGCAUCCAGAAAUUGCCAAUCCCGUUUAUAGCACGAAUCAUGAGCCAACUCAGCGAGUUUCGACAUGGUGGCCGCGAUUCAGUUGAUCAGCCUGAUAUGUGCGAUUAUCAUGACCAUGCAUCGAGGGAGGAGAGGCAGGUGUGCGAGGAUAGGAGGGAGAAGGCGGCGCAGGCGCAGGAGAUGAUGCAAGAUUGA